Molecule: messenger RNA, 1287 nt
Organism: Linum tenue
Lineage: Eukaryota; Viridiplantae; Streptophyta; Magnoliopsida; Malpighiales; Linaceae
Source: the annotation of a GenBank genome assembly
AUGUCGCCGGAGAGCUGCAACUCCCGCCACUUCUCAUGGCUGGUGAAAUCCUGCCUCCCAAAUCCCACCCACCACCACUCCCCUUCCAAAUCCUUCCACCACCCCAUCUCCGCCGCCUCCUUCACCGCCGCCGCAGCCACCACCACGCUCUCCUCACUCCCCGACGACCUCCUCCUCGACUGCCUCACCCGCGUCCCUUCCGCCUCCCUCCCCGCCCUCUCCGCCGUCUGCCGCCGCUGGUCUCACCUCCUCGACUCCGCCUCCUUCCUCUCCCUCCGCCGCCUCCGCGGCCUCCUCCGCCCCACCCUCUUCGCCUUCUCCUCCUCCGAUUCCCCGACCCUCUUCGCCGCCUCCCUCCUCCUCCACCGCUCCCCCGCCGAUUGGAAUGUUGAAGCAUCUUCUCUCCCAUUCCAUUCAUUCUCCCCCGAAAUUUUCGCCCACGCCAGAUUGGCCGCAGUGGGGCCCACCAUUUACAUCCUCGCCCGGGCCCACACUUUAUGCUACCACAUCUGGACCGACACCGUUUCCUCCAUCUCCCCCAUGGUUUUCCCCCGGAAGAAAUUCGCCUCCGCCGUCGUAUCGGGGAAGAUCUACGUCGCCGGAGGCGGCGUGUCCACUCGGACGCCUGCCGUGGCUGCCGUCGAGGAGUACGAUCCGGUUAACGACGCGUGGCGCGUGGUUUCCCAAGCGCCACGGAGGAGGUACGGGUGCGUCGGCGCGGCGGUGGACGGGGUGUUCUACGUGAUCGGCGGGCUGAAGAUCGCCGGAGCCGAGGCCGCCUCGACGCGCGCUGGGGCGGAGGCGUGCGCGUACGCGAGCUCGAUGGACCUGUACGACGUGGAGACGCGCGCGUGGCUGCGGAGCCGGGCGGUGCCCGGCGGCGGGUGCGUGGUGGCGGCCUGCGCGGCGGGGGGGUUCGUGUACGUUCUGGCGAGCCACGCGGUGGAGCUGUCGUUCUGGCGGUUCGACGCGCGGAGGGGUGGCGGCGGCGGUGGGUUCGGGGAGUGGAGCAGGGUGAAGAGCCCGCCGGUGCCGCAGCAGAUGAGGCUGGUGGACGGGACGGUGAGGUUCGGCUGCGUGGCGGUGGAGGAGAAGGUGGUGAUGGUGCAGGUGAUUGGUUCGAUCGACGACUUGCUGCGGCGGAGCGGGAGGAGCGGGAGGGGGUUGAGGGAAGGGUUGGUGCUGGUCUACGAUCCGGCAGGGAAUGGCGGCGGUGGGGAGUGGAGCAGGGGGCCGGACUUGCCGGAGGUGAUACGACGCGCCGCCUGUGUGACGGUGGAAUGCUGA